CAAUUUGAAAGGCGUGGAAGAUUACACAAAAGCUCUCCAAAUCGUACAUGAUCAAGAACCAAUGCAAGCAUAUCUUUCUAAUUACGCAAUUCCUAUCGUCGCGGACUGGCCUGGACAGUUUUUCAUUCGUAAAGCUAUUGUACAUCGGCUUAACAACAACGAAACUAUUCCUUCAUUCGUUACAGCAUUUCUACCUAUUAUGGGCCCUCUUCAUGUAUCUUUAAAUGGUCGUGAACUUGUAUUUAAGGAAAAUUUGUUUUUAUUUAACGAUAUUUAUAAAGGACUAUUUGGAAAUCGUAAGAAUCUUG
Messenger RNA from Entrophospora candida, 308 nucleotides. NCBI's taxonomy places the organism in Eukaryota, Fungi, Glomeromycota, Glomeromycetes, Entrophosporales, Entrophosporaceae. The record is from the annotation of a GenBank genome assembly.